CUUCUACCCUGCUUGCUUAAGUGUAGAAUCAAGCUUAAUUUCUGUUUUGUUUUUAAGUGUUUUGCCUUCCUGAUAACCUCUGUAUUGUUUCCCAAGAUUUAAUUUUCCUCUGAUUGCUUCUGUUGUACUGAUCUAUCUCCCAAAUGCAGAAGGAAGCCCCCUGAGUUUCCUGCGGAGUUAGAGUUCGAUACCAAUCACUGCUCUGUUAUCAAAGCUAGAACUGAGCAGGAUCACGCAACCUCCUUUGAAAAUUGGUGUAACAGUGAUGGGCAGCUCACUGCGCAAUCUGCAAAGUCUCUACCAGCGAUAUCCCAAGAACUGGCAGAAGGUGCCACUCACAACUUAAUUGAACCAAGUCUGUUUCCACUUCUUCAAGUUUUACACGCAAGUCGUAAUUAUUCGGAAUUGGUAGACUUCUCGGUUUCCAAACCGAAGCUCGAUCCAGCUGCAGGCCCGAGAAUUCUAAUGCAGAAUCGGAAUCCGCUCCUCGCUGAGCAUUCCCUCUCUGUCCCAGUGGAAACGGAUGAGGACCUGGAGCCAGAUUUGGAAAAUGAUGACAUGUUCAGUCGUAAAACUGGUGCCUUCUGCGCCACUCCUGACCUGAAACCUUUCCAUGCUCAGGAGCGAAGCAGCAUUGGGUUGAGUGACUCGGUUGAAAAACUUGUUGCUCAAGAAAGAAGAGACAAGACUGUGAUUCCCGAUCCGGAAAAGGAUGAUGUGAUUAUCAGGAAAGAGCGAGAUUUUCAAACCAAGCCAUCGUUGCCUUCAGGUGCACCUGAUAUAUACCAUCCCGUUCCUUUCCCAGAUCCGUCAACUUUGCCAGAGUCACUCCGUUCAAAGUUCCUUUGUCCACCAGAGCGAGCCUCAGAAGGACUGGAAGAAACGACCACUGACAGAGGUGCAUUGCCAUGCCCAGUAAAAGAUGACAUGCUGUCUCGGAGAAUGGCUCUGUCCCAGGCUAAUAAACCAGUGCAAUCUUGUAACUUUGCUCCUGCCUCUUGUAGCGAGGAUGAUGCAAAGAAGUGGGAGACAAUAAGGGAGGCCAGCAGAUUAAGAUACAAGAAGCGUCAGCUGGUUGAGAGGUUAGGGCGUGGUGGAAGAGUCCGUGUUAUCCCUGCCUGUAAGGCAAAUGGGGCAAGUCCCUGCAAUAAUAAUUAAGUCAUGCAUGAAGUGUAAAUAUUUGGAGUUUCUGUAUUGCUGGUUUGUUUUAGUAUGUAGAGUUACAUAUUGGCCCAUUUGGCUUUGCCAUGGGCAAGCAUGACAAGUCAAUUUAACAAACUCUUAACUUCCAUUGGUUAUUCCGGAAUUAACAUCUCAACAUUUGGAUGGCAAAAUUGCUGAUGGCUGGACGCUGUCAUGAUUUUUGACUGCUGCAUUUAGAAAUGCAUAUACGAGGAAAUCUGCAGAUGCUGGAAA
Molecule: messenger RNA, 1416 nt
Organism: Hypanus sabinus (Atlantic stingray)
Lineage: Eukaryota; Metazoa; Chordata; Chondrichthyes; Myliobatiformes; Dasyatidae
Product: LIM domain only protein 7-like
Exons: 2
Coding region: 466-1158 (230 amino acids)
Biological process (GO): regulation of cell adhesion; regulation of signaling
Source: RefSeq, a predicted model, not a curated record